Messenger RNA from Nicrophorus vespilloides, 1883 nucleotides. It is a transcript of the gene Tbh, whose product is annotated as tyramine beta-hydroxylase. Gene Ontology annotation, molecular function: copper ion binding; dopamine beta-monooxygenase activity. The record is from RefSeq and is a predicted model, not a curated record. Gene Ontology annotation, biological process: norepinephrine biosynthetic process; dopamine catabolic process; octopamine biosynthetic process. Gene Ontology annotation, cellular component: secretory granule membrane. NCBI's taxonomy places the organism in Eukaryota, Metazoa, Arthropoda, Insecta, Coleoptera, Silphidae. The coding region runs from base 70 to 1806 and encodes 578 amino acids. The transcript is spliced from 10 exons.
AAUUCGAGCGCCUCGAGCUUAGUUUUCAACGAGCCGUCUUCGUGGAAGGACGAUGCGAACUUGGUCGAAAUGAAAGAAAUAUUAAUCCUUUUCCUGUUUGCUCCAUGCAUGACCCACUGCUUCCAAGUUUCAGGAUACGAUGAGGUCUUUCGCAUCGCUUUGGAUCACAACAAUUCCGUCACGUUAAACUGGGCUCUGGAUUACACGAAGAAAAUUGUAUGGUUCGAGGUUCAUUUACCAAAUGACUUUAGUUGGUUCGCUCUGGGCUUCUCCGACAGAGGAGAUCCGUAUCCCGGAGAUUAUUGCGUCCUCUGGAAGGAUUGGAAGGAAAAGUUUCAUUUGGAAGACACUUGGGCCGAGGCGGAUGGGGUGUUGAGGUUGGACGCGCAUCAGGAUUGCAAGAAUUUCCACAUCAAGGAAGACGAGCACGAAGUGAUCAAGUUGCUUUUCUCACGAGAUUUCGACACUUGCGAUGAGCAAGAUUAUAUUAUUCAGGAUGGCACCGUUCAUCUCAUUUGGUCUAAAGGCAUGGAAAAUUUGCACCAUGUGAAGGGAUUCAACAUAAGCAGCACUGAUUCCGGUAUGACGAGGACACAGCUGCUUAAGAACACCGCUAUACCGAAGAAACAAUUCUCGAAGGACGUCAAGAAACUUCCCAUUCUUGCAGAUAAAGUCAACGUUCCUGAUGACGAGACAACUUACUGGUGUCACGUACAUAAACUUCCGGAUGAAUUCAAACAGAAACAUCAUAUUCUCCAGUAUGAGCCUUCCAUCGAGGAAACUAGUCAGGGUUUGGUACACCACAUGGAAGUGUUCCACUGCGUAGCGCCUCCAGAUCAGGAAUUUCCUCAAUAUAAGGGUUCGUGUUUUGCUGCGGAUAGACCAGAAAGCACGCAACUCUGCAAAAGGGUUCUCGCUGCAUGGGCAAUGGGCGCGAAAGCUUUCACAUACCCCGAUGAAGCUGCUUUGCCGAUUGGAGGUCCUACUUUCAACAGGUACAUCAUGCUCGAAGUUCAUUACAACAAUCCUCAAAGGCAUAACGGUAUUGUGGAUAGUUCAGGAAUCAUAUUCAGUAUAACUUCAAAGUUGAGACAGAUGGAUGCUGGCGUUAUAGAACUUGGUCUUGAGUACACGGACAAAAUGGCAAUUCCUCCAAAGAUGGACUCGUUCUCUUUAAGCGGAUAUUGCGUUAGCGAAUGCACAGCAGUGAGUCUUCCACCUGAAGGUAUUACCAUUUUCGGAUCGCAGUUGCAUACCCAUCUGACAGGUAUAAAGGUCGUGACUAGGCACAUCAGAGAUGGCAUCGAGUUACCGGAGAUCAACAGGGAUGAUCACUACAGCACUCAUUUCCAGGAAAUCAGAAGGCUGAAGAGGACUGUCAAAGUUCUACCGGGUGAUGCUCUUAUAACAACAUGCUAUUACGGUACCAAAGAAAGGAGUAACAUGACGUUGGGUGGUUUUUCCAUAAGCGACGAGAUGUGCGUCAACUACGUGCAUUAUUUUCCUGCGAUCAGUCUGGAAGUCUGUAAGAGCGCCAUCAGCGAUCAAGCGUUGAAGACGUACUUUCAGUACAUGAGAGAAUGGGAAAAUCAGGAUACCGCAAAAACAGCCAUCUCCGACAAUUACCAGGCCAUUGAGUGGAACAGGAUGCGUGUGCAACUUCUUCGGGACGUUUACGGGGAGGCCCCGUUGAGCAUGCAAUGCAACAUGUCCAGCGGAGACAGAUUCCCCGGUUACUGGGAGAAUACACCUCUGACACCUAUAUUGAGACCGUUGCCUCCGCCCGUACGCCAAUGCUUACAGUAAAGUGUAGAAAUAUAAUGAAAUAUAGUCAAAAGUAGUUAACAGAGCAAACGAUUCUUUAAUUUCAAUCAUCAACUGAU